Condylostylus longicornis is the source of this 1365-nucleotide messenger RNA. RefSeq lists its product as uncharacterized. The transcript is spliced from 13 exons. Gene Ontology annotation, molecular function: ligand-gated sodium channel activity. Gene Ontology annotation, biological process: sodium ion transmembrane transport. Lineage: Eukaryota; Metazoa; Arthropoda; Insecta; Diptera; Dolichopodidae. The coding region runs from base 1 to 1365 and encodes 454 amino acids. The record is from RefSeq and is a predicted model, not a curated record. Gene Ontology annotation, cellular component: membrane.
AUGGUUUCAUAUUUUGAAAAGAGUAGUAUUCAUGGAUUUGCCUAUUUGGUUAAAAGGAAAUUACACAUCGCUGAAAGUUAUGGUUUCUGGCUAACAAUUCUAUUAAUAUCAAUAUUUUUCUGGGUUAUAAUUGGUUUGGGGUCAGUAGAUCGAUAUAAACGUGAUAAUACAGUGAUUUCAAUGGAAAAAGAUUUUUACUUUUGGAAUAGAACAUCGCCAUCAAUUACAAUAUGUCCAUUGGAAAAUAGACUAAAUACAGAUUUAUUUGAAAUAUAUAUCAAGUCUCAAAAUAUAACUGAUAUGAAAUAUAAGGAAAACCUUUACAAAUUUUUAGAAUCCUUAGCAAAUUCGAGCUACGACAAUUUCAAAGAUAUUGAAAUAUUUCCAGGAAUGGACUUCAAUGUAGACCCAAGCAAUUACAUGAUGUUAAUUCGUAAUUUGACUGGUGAUGAUCGUUUUCAUCCUGAUGUAACACAAAGGGUAGCCUUAAAUGAGAACUCUAAAAUGAAUAUGCAGCAAAUUUUAACCGAAUUUGGAAUAUGUUAUAUGAUUAACAAUUAUUUUGCGGACUUCGUUGCAACUGAUUAUUUAUUAUUACAUAAAAAACGUAAAUAUAGUGAUCCAGAAAAGGAAUUAAGUAAAAUGGAUGUUUUUGAUGAUAUUUCUUAUAAUGUUUAUGGAUUUCGAGGGGCUACUAGGGUUUUUGUACACAAUGCAUAUGAUAUUGUUGGAGUCAAUUCAAGUGUAAGACAUAAAUUAACAGAGUUACGUAAAACUUUCUUUAACUUUUUUCUUCUUUUAGACUGGCAUAAAUCUACAACAAAAACUAUAAAUAUAUAUGUAUACACACUUGAUAUAAUUACUGCCGAAAAUUAUGAACACGUAGCGACAAUUCAACAAAGAAAGUGCCGAUUCCCUCUAGAAACCAAUUCCACACAUUAUACUUUUUAUACAAAGAAUGUUUGCUUUCAAGAAUGUCGUAUUGAGGCUGCUUACACUUUAUGUAAAUGCAUUCCUCAUUUUUAUCCAAAUAAAGGAAAUGUAAAACGAACAUGUAAUUAUAUGGAAUUAAUAGAAUGCAUUUCAAAGUAUUCAGAAAACUGCAAGGAAUCUAAAAUUGUAAUAAGUGCAGUUCAGCGUGAAGCUGUAAACGAUAUUUUUAAUCAUGGAUAUGGUGUGGUUGUUUAUAUUAGAGGUUAUUCUGUUAUUCGUUACAAAAGACAAGUUAUUUUUACGUUUGAGGAUUUACUAGUUUCAAUUGGAGGAACGGCAGGAUUUUUUCUGGGUUUUAGUGUGUUAAGCAUUGUUGAAGUUUUUUAUUUUUUUACACUACGAUUAUAUUGGUAUACAAAAGGUUAUACAUAA